CACAGCAUAAAGAUGAUUAUAAGAGAGAUAGGGUGGGAGAGUCUUUCUAAUUUUGGGCCUUCCUUUCAGGGGAACCUCUUUCCUAACACCACCGUCCAACAAAAUUGUUUUCCUCCACAGAUUGAAUUUGAAUUUCUCAACUUUCCGUGCUUGUUCCACCGCCCCCAAGCAAUUCCCACGCAAAAAUUUCCAGCAAGAAAUUUCCAUAUUGAUAUCAAACCUGUUGGAUGUCCAAGAAUUUUUCCCUGUCAUGCCAUUUUUGAUCUUUGCACAAUCCUUUGCAUGAACUGAUCAACCCUUUUACAAGGAUUGCAACAGAUCAAAACAUUCCAUGUAAUCCACAGAAACAUAUAAUUCUCCUUCCCCUGAGGAGAAGGUUGGAUACAAGAAAAGGAAGGAAACACGAAUGGCUUUUCGUGUUUCCGCGAGAAAUCAUUCCAUGUCCUCUUCACAACAACCCCUGGCUCAGAAACUAAUGAAUGAUCCCGUGACGCAGAAAACGGCACAGAGUAUGGUUACGUGCGUAUAUCAGACACAUAUUGCUGGUUUUUGGCGUAAUGUGACUAUAGUGUGGAGCAAGAACCUCAUGAAUUACUCUCUAAGCAUAUCUGUGGAGAGCAUUGACCAUGAUCAACCUUACAUGUGCAAAAUCGAACUUAAACCUUGGCAUUUUUGGGCCAAGAGAGGGUAUAGGACCUUUGAAGUUGAUGGGCACCAACUUGAUGCCUAUUGGGACUUAAGAUCAGCAAAAUUUUCAGGCAGUCCAGAGCCCAGUUCCGAUUUUUAUGUUGCCUUAGUUUCUGAAGAAGAAGUGGUGUUAUUGCUAGGGGACAGCAAGAAAAAGGCCUAUAAGAGAACGAAAGGAAGGCCUGCCCUUGUGGAAGCUGUUAUGUUCUACAAGAAAGAGCAUGUUUUUGGCAAGAAAUCGUUCUCCACGAGGGCAAAGUUUGAUCAGAAGAAACGGGAGCACGAAAUCGUUGUGGAGAGCUCGACCUCAGGGCCUAGAGAACCAGAAAUGUGGAUUAGCAUAGACGGGAUUGUGUUGAUACACAUAAAGAAUUUGCAGUGGAAAUUCAGGGGUAAUCAGACUGUAUUGGUGAACAAGCAGCCGGUACAAGUGUUCUGGGACGUGCACGCUUGGUUGUUCUGUGCCCCGGGGUCGAGCCAUGGCUUGUUCAUCUUCAAGCCUGGUGAACCCGAAGCAGAUAGCGAUGUGGAAGACGAGACUCGCGGCGAUGAGAGUGAUUGUAGUGGCCCAAGCAAGUAUUACUCAACGCUGAGCUAUUCAAAGGCCUCUCAGUUCUGUCUUUUCCUAUAUGCAUGGAAGAUUGAGUGAGGAAAAAAGGCACGAGAAAAAGCUCGAAAAUGGUGUGAUCUCCCGUGACUUGUAGGGUAAGUUUAUUGAUGUUGCUGAUGAUACUGCUGGAACAUGCUGGUUUAGUUUACAAGUCAAAGUGUUAGAAUAGAGAAGGCUGAUGAGUUUUGUCCACUCAUACAUACUUCAAAUAGGCCACUGAAUCAUCUGAAUUAGCAAUCAGAUAGCACGGCAGGUAGCUCCCUAACACACUGUAUAUGUACUUGAUUUUUCAUUUCUUGUGCCAACAAAAGGAUACUACUAAUUUCCGUGCUCUCAUUCAACAUCAAUCUCAUUGUGCUGCAUGCUGACAUUGAUCACCAUUUGUAAUUUUCCUUCAUCCUGUCGACGUUGCGGUCUAUCACAGUGAAAUGUAGCACCUUGGCCGUGCAACAAGGGCCGAAACAUAGCGCUACAAAAAACCUGCUCCCGAAAGCAGCAUCUGUGUUGCUCACAACAGAUUCUUGCAUCAUGAUGUAUGAGAAGCCAGGCCCGGCUUUUCGCCUCCCAAAGAAAAUAUUCAGAUUCUUUGCGAUUUUGCAUUAUGUAUAUAGAAUAUUUUCUUGGAAAUAUAGCUGAUGUGAAUUUCAUAGA
Sesamum indicum (sesame) is the source of this 1948-nucleotide messenger RNA. RefSeq lists its product as uncharacterized. Lineage: Eukaryota; Viridiplantae; Streptophyta; Magnoliopsida; Lamiales; Pedaliaceae. The record is from RefSeq and is a predicted model, not a curated record.